AUGGAGAGUAAUGUUUUGGUCUACCUUUGCCGUGGUCGAGCCGGAUCAAGCGGCGUAUACGAGAAAGCUUUGAGCUCCAAAGCUACACCUCUUUCCACUCAGCACAUCCAAGAAUACCAGAGUCGAAUUUCUCUGAAUCCAAUAAUUAACCGAAAUGCGCCGAACUUUGCGAGCGCAAACCACAUUGGCCAAGUCGAGCCAAUGGAUCUGACCACGCACGUGCAUGUCGUCCG
This is a messenger RNA of Desarmillaria tabescens, 233 nucleotides long. RefSeq lists its product as uncharacterized. Lineage: Eukaryota; Fungi; Basidiomycota; Agaricomycetes; Agaricales; Physalacriaceae. The record is from RefSeq and is a predicted model, not a curated record. The annotation marks the transcript as partial. The transcript is spliced from 2 exons.